GAAUAAAAAAAUCAUAUUAUAAUGUUAUAAACUGAAUAAUAGAAAGUCAUAACAUUUAAAAAAAUGAGGAGUUGUUAUUAUUUACGCAGCUAAUUCAAAAAACGUCGAUCAACAUUAUUAGCAAAUAAUAAAAUAGUUCGUGCUCAUAAUCGCAAUUCUAAGAAUUUUGUCUCGAGUUUUGUUUCGUAGAAAUAUUUGAUUGGUUAAAAAUUUUUGUAAACUUAUUAUUUCGGUUGUAAAAUUAAUUUGGUUGUGUAGAGUGCCUGAAAUAGUGUAUUAGAAGAGCAAGUUCAAACUAAAAAAAUUGAAUAAUGGAUGUUGAAAAACUUGCACAACUACUUGAAGGUUUAAACUUAUCUGAAACACCCCAAUUAAAGUGUAAAGAUUGCAACUGCUUUGUUUGUCAAGAAUGGUGUGCUAUAUGUAAAGAAGAUUGUCAGUGUAUGUCUGAAAAUUCUUUACCAGAUGACAGCUAUGUUCGUCAACCAGGAAUCUUUUUCAACAAUUACGAUACAUUGCAAGUAAAAAUAUCUGGACAAAACAUUGCAAAUUUACCUAGUCCAAUUACAGACUUUGAAUCUUUAAAAGAACUACCUUGUUCAAUAUUUAAUGACAAAUUAUUCUACAAAAAGCCAACACCUGUUCAAAAAAGUGCAAUCCCACUUAUGAUUGAAGGAUUAGAUCUUGUUGUUUGUGCACAAACAGGCUCAGGAAAAACGGCAGCUUUUUUAAUUCCAAUUAUUGCAAAAGUUCUAUCAAAACCUAAAGAUGCACAGGUUUUAUCAAAACCUUAUGCUCUUAUACUUACACCAACACGGGAACUUGCAAUUCAAAUACAUCGAGAUGCUGUGCGAUUGACAAAAGAAACUCACAUAAAAUGCUGUUGUGUAUAUGGUGGGAAAGAUAUUAGUAAAAACAUUUUCAAUAUAAAUGCUGGAUGUGAUAUAUUAAUUGGUACAUUGGGUAGAGUAGCGAUUAUCUUGAAAAAAUUUAAAAAUUUACUAUCAACGGUUCAAAUAUUUGUUUUGGAUGAAGGAGAUCAUAUGCUGGGGAGUAACUUUAUCGCGCACAUAAAAAAAAUAAAUAACAAAUAUUUGCCACCAAAAGAAAAAAGACAAACAGUUUUGUUUUGUGCUACACUUCCUGAUAACUUUUGUAUUGAUCCAAAAGUUAAAUGUGAUGUUGAUCAAAAAGUUGUUGAUAAUAUUGCAAAGAUUAAAACUGAGAAAGAUGAUACAGAUGAUAAAGAGGUUAAAGAUGCUGUAGAGCCUGAAAUUAAAAAAGCCAGUCACAAAAAUGCAAAGAUAAAAAAUAAUCAAACAAAUAUCAAUGAAACUCUUAAAAAACUUCUCAAAGAUGACUAUAUUUUUAUUUCUGUAGGAAGUAUUGAUGGAACUGUUAAUUUUAUUGAUCAGUCUUUUGUUAAAGUUCAAAAUGACACACCAAAGAUAAAAAUGCUUAUCGAUAUUUUAAUUAAAGAAUCAUUUGAAAAUAGAAAAACAGUGGUUUUUGUGGAAACAAAGAAAGAAACAAGAAAACUAGCAAAAUUUUUAUGUUGUUGUGGUUUUAAAGUCACUGUAUUUCAUAAAGACCGAUGUCAAAGAGACAGAGAAGAGGCGUUACAUCAAUUUAACACUGGUGUCAAACCAAUAAUGAUAUGCACAAGUGUGUCUGCAAGAGGUCUUGAUAUUAUUGAAGUCAAAACUGUCAUCAAUUAUGACUUGCCUCAAGAUAUAUCAACUUAUCUAUAUAGAAUUGGGAGAACAGGAAGAGCUGGUCAUGCUGGAAAAUCAAUAUCAUUUUUUGUUGAAAAUCGUGAUGAUCCUAUUGCAAGAGGAUUAGUAAAAAAUUUAUCAAUGUCGGAACAAGAAGUUCCUGAGUGGCUUGAAUGCAUUGCAGAAAAUGCAACUGGAACAGCUUAUGGAUCAAGGGUUGGAAAAUUUGCUUCAAAAGAUUCCAGGAAAGAGAUAUCAACAAUAAUUCUUGAAUGCGAUUUUUCACCUGCUAAUAAUGAAUGACUGAAGAUACUUCUACAUAUGUUUUUUAAAGAUUGGAUUCCAAAAAUUCUGACUUUUUUAAAAGGUUUAUUGACAUUUCUUUUGAAGUCGUUGGUACAACAAAGAAUCAAUCUUUUUGGUAAAACUGGUACGAUCGUACUUCGAAUACUUGUGUUACUUUAUAAUUAUUACUUGAUUCUUUUUAAAGAUUUAUUGAUAUAUCAUUUUAAAUUCAUCGUUUGAGAACCAACAUUUUUGGCAAAAUUUAUACGAUUGCACGUUAAGUACUAUAUUUCUUGUGUACAUCUUUCUUUUUUAUAAAAAUAUUUGUUUUGUUCUAAGAUAAACUUUUUUGAAAGAAUUGAUAGCAAUAAGAUAGCAUAACAAUA
Hydra vulgaris (swiftwater hydra) is the source of this 2386-nucleotide messenger RNA. RefSeq names its product probable ATP-dependent RNA helicase DDX4. Gene Ontology annotation, molecular function: ATP binding; nucleic acid binding. The record is from RefSeq and is a predicted model, not a curated record. Lineage: Eukaryota; Metazoa; Cnidaria; Hydrozoa; Anthoathecata; Hydridae.